Messenger RNA from Acanthochromis polyacanthus (spiny chromis), 6382 nucleotides. It is a transcript of the gene pdgfra, whose product is annotated as platelet-derived growth factor receptor, alpha polypeptide. Gene Ontology annotation, molecular function: platelet-derived growth factor alpha-receptor activity; ATP binding; platelet-derived growth factor binding. The record is from RefSeq and is a predicted model, not a curated record. Lineage: Eukaryota; Metazoa; Chordata; Actinopteri; Pomacentridae. Gene Ontology annotation, biological process: multicellular organism development; embryonic cranial skeleton morphogenesis; protein phosphorylation. Bases 221 to 4636 code for a protein of 1471 amino acids. Gene Ontology annotation, cellular component: signaling receptor complex. The transcript is spliced from 29 exons.
CAGUUACAGGUCGUUGUAGCUGGAGCGCAGUUGUGAGGGCGGUCGUGGAUGCGGACAGAGGGUCGCACAUAUGCUCUCGCAGCGAAAGGAUCUCUGAGGAUUAUAACCGCCGCAAAAAGGACCCUUACUGCGCCUUUUGGAGAGACCGAUUCACUGUGGAUAUACUUACACGAAAGGAAUAUAAAGAGGGGAUUAGUAAAAGGCCAGAUCAUCCAUAGUCAUGGAUGGAAUGAGGACAUAUGUCCUUUUUGGGGGAAUAUUGGUGGUGCUGGUUUCAGUUACCUGUGGACUGUCGCCGCCGACCAUAGUGUCCAACCAGGAAGAGUUCGUCCUGCAGGCAAACUCCCUCUUCAACAUAAGCUGCACCGGGAAAAGAAACGUGGUUUGGGCUGAGCCUCUGCCCAAAAACACCCACGUCUAUCCAGGAUACUACACCGCGACGCUCUUCAUUGACAACGCAACCGUGGAAAACACCGGCUACUACAUGUGCACCUACCAGACCCAGGAAGGAGACGCGGACGGCGAACCGGAAGAGGACAAUGAGGCGGGAAUUUAUGUCUUCGUCCCAGAUCCCCAUGCGCCAUUUGUACCGGAGACACAAGAUAACCUGGUUGUGUCCAUGGAACAGUCUGGAGUUUCCAUCUCGUGCCGGGUAUCUCACCCCGACUCUCACGUCAUCUUGAGGAGUGUCCCCAGUGGAGAGGAGAUGCUUGCCUUCUACGACAACAAGAUGGGCUUCUUUGGAAGCCUCUCUCCUGGGAAGUACCAGUGUGAAACCACUCUGAACGAUCAGAUAUUCACAAGUGACAUUUACACUGUGAAACUUGAAGCCCCUGAGGAAGUGGAGGACUUUGACGUGGAAGUGAAAGCUAGUGAUGAGACAGUGACGGUAGGGCAGCCAUUCCUCAUCACCUGCAUCGGUCCCUCUGGCCAGGGUUUCGACCAGCAGUGGCUUCAUCCGAAAAAACAGGCUACAGAAGCAUUUCAGACGAAACAGGCUUUACCUGACCAGGCCAUCUACACCCUCAGUAUCACACAAGCCACUUCCCAGGACAGCGGCACCUAUGAAUGCUCCAUCACCAACAAAAUCAGUGGAGUGGUCAGAGUCAGCAGUGUGUCUGUGACCGUUUUUGAGGACAAUUCUUUUGUGACUCUGGACCACAGUGGGAUUCUAGCAACGGAGUUUGUCAGCAUUUUAGAGGAGACGGAGUAUACUAUCCUCAUUGAUGCAUACCCGGCCCCCAAAGUGAUGUGGCAUAAGGACGGCAAAGCCUUACCAGGGAAUUACUACAUUGCCAUCAAAACUGCCCAUCUUGAAGGGAAUCGGUAUCAAAGCGUUCUGACAUUACGACAGCCUCUGGAGAAAGACAAUGGAUAUUACAGCAUCACUGCCAGUAGUGGCUCUCACACUGCUCAGUUCUCCUUUGUCCUCAAAGUGAAAGCUACCACCGCAGCAUUGAUCCCACCAUCCUCCGCUCCUGUGCUGCUGCCAGAGAAGGAGGAGAUGGUGAUUCCCCUCCACACUCCUUUUACAUUAACGUGUCGCGGGGAGGCAAAACUGGCCUGGGAAAUGCCCCUGGAUGUGCCCGAGCAAACGCAGGAGGACCGCAGUGGUUUGUUUGUCACCACUAUCACUGUGGACAGCGCCACAGCAAUGCACACUGGCUACUACACAUGCUUUUACAGUAGAAACGCUACUGAUGAUGCAGAGGACAGCAGCAUCUACAUCUAUGUGCCAGAUCCUGAUGUUCCCUUCGUGCCAUCACCGGUGCCUUUUGGAAACCAUGUCCUGUCCGACCACGAGGAGAUGGAGAUCCAGUGUCGGGUGUCUGAUCCGAGUGCUAACGUGACCCUGAUUAAUGUUGACACCCAGAAGCCUGUGCCUAGUGUUUAUGACAGUAAAAGGGGCGCUUUGGGGGUAUUCACUGCUGGAACCUAUGUUUGUAAGGCCCUCAUAAAUGGAGAGGAACACUACAGCGGAGAAUACAUUGUCCACGGCUGGACAGGAGGCGCCGCGCUGCAUGUUGAGCUGACAGCCAAAAGAACAGCUCUGCUAGUAGGAGAAACAAUCACUGUCACCUGUCUGGCUCGAGGAUCUGAGAUUCUAGAAGACCAUUGGAAAUACCCUGGAAAACUGGCUAAUCGUGCAGUCAAAACAGUGCAUGAGAAUAAGAGGGAUCAGGAGAUUCUUUACACCCUGACAAUCCCACAAGCCUCAACCAAAGACAGCGGCAUCUACUCUUGCUCCAUCACUGAUAUUAUCAGUAAUGAGAGCCAGACGAAACAACUAGCUGUUCGAGUUUUUGCAAGUGAGUUUAUGUCCAUCCAGCCGGAGUUCCGAGAAUAUGAAUCUGCAGACCUGGAUGAAGUCCGGGAGUUCAGGGCUCAGAUCAACUCCUUCCCCAGUGCUCAUGUCACUUGGCUCAAAGACGGCAUCCCACUCAGCGAUGUGACGGCCGAGAUCUCCACCAGCCUCCGGCAGAUCAGUGAGACCAGCUACAUGAGUGUUCUCACCCUGAUCCGGGCCAAGGAGGAGGACAGUGGGAACUACACCAUCCGGGUAGAGAAUGGAAACCAAAGUCGUGACGUCAGCUUAAUGCUGGAGGUCAAAGUGCCUGCAGUCAUUGUGGACCUGAUGGACAUCCACCAUGGUUCAGCCACAGGCCAGUCUGUGGUGUGCAUUACUAGAGGGCAGCCCACUCCUGUGGUGGAGUGGUUCGUCUGCAAGAACAUCAAACAUUGUGCCAAUGACUCAUCUGCUUGGGUGCCCCUCCCCGCCAACUCCACUGAGAUCACAGUGGACUCACACAUUGAUGAAGACAGUAACCUGGAGAGCCAGGUCAUGUUUGGUCAUCUGGAAAGCACGCUGGCAGUGCGCUGCUUGGCCAGGAAUGAAAUGGCCGCCGUCAGCAGGGAGGUCAAACUGGUUUCCAAUGGGCCUCAUCCUGAGCUGACUGUAGCUGCUGCUGUGCUGGUGCUCCUGGUCAUUGUCAUCAUCUCACUCAUUGUCUUGGUUGUUAUCUGGAAACAGAAGCCACGAUAUGAGAUCCGCUGGAGGGUCAUAGAAUCUGUGAGCCCAGAUGGCCAUGAGUACAUCUAUGUGGAUCCCAUGCAGCUUCCCUAUGACUCUAGAUGGGAGUUUCCCCGUGACAGACUUGUGCUCGGUCGUAUCCUGGGCUCUGGAGCCUUUGGGAAGGUGGUAGAAGGCACCGCCUAUGGACUCAGCCGCUCUCAACCUGUCAUGAAGGUGGCAGUGAAAAUGCUGAAACCCACAGCACGCUCCAGUGAGAAGCAGGCCCUGAUGUCUGAACUGAAGAUCAUGACUCAUCUUGGACCUCAUCUCAACAUUGUCAACCUUCUGGGAGCAUGCACCAAAGCAGGCCCUAUCUACAUUAUCACUGAGUACUGCUUCUAUGGGGACCUGGUGAACUAUCUGCACAAGAACAGGGAGAACUUCCUCAGCCUGAACCCAGAGAAAAACAAAAAAGAAUUGGACAUCUUUGGAAUCAACCCUGCCGAUGAGAGCAGCAGAAGCUAUGUGAUCCUGUCCUUCGAGAGUAAAGGCGACUACAUGGAUAUGAAGCAGGCUGACAGCACUCAGUAUGUGCCCAUGCUGGAGAUGAGCAACGCCUCCAAGUACACAGACAUCCAGAGGUCUAACUACGACCACCCACCAUCGCAGAAAAGCUCAAGUGACUGCGAGAUGGACAACCUGCUGUCCGACGACAUGAAUGAAGGCCUCACCACCACCGACCUGCUCAGCUUCACCUACCAGGUGGCCAAAGGCAUGGAGUUCCUGGCUUCCAAAAAUUGUGUGCAUCGGGAUCUCGCAGCCAGGAAUGUCCUCCUCUCUCAGGGCAAGAUAGUGAAGAUAUGUGACUUUGGACUGGCCAGAGACAUCAUGCAUGACAACAACUAUGUCUCCAAAGGGAGCACUUUCCUGCCAGUGAAGUGGAUGGCACCAGAAAGUAUUUUUGACAACCUGUACACCACUCUCAGUGAUGUUUGGUCCUAUGGCAUCCUUCUCUGGGAGAUAUUCUCCUUAGGUGGCACCCCAUACCCAGGAAUGGUGGUCGACUCGAGCUUCUACAACAAGAUCAAGAGUGGAUACAGGAUGUCAAAACCAGAACAUGCACCACAUGAUGUGUAUGAGAUGAUGAUGAAGUGCUGGAACAGUGAACCAGAGAAGAGGCCUUCUUUCCUGGGUCUGAGUGAAAAUGUGGCUUCUUUGCUGCCCUCCAGCUACAAGAGGCAUUAUGAGAAGGUGAACCAUGAGUUCCUCAAGAGUGACCAUCCCGCUGUUACUCGUGUGUGCGUGGAAAAUGACGAGGACUACAUUGGCAUCACGUACAAGAACCAGAGUAAGCUGAAGGACAGGGAAAGCGGCUUCGAUGAGCAGCGACUGAGCUCCGACAGCGGCUACAUCAUUCCUCUGCCUGACUUGGACCCAAUAUCUGACGAAGAAUACGGAAAGAGGAACAGACACAGUUCUCAAACGUCCGAGGAGAGCGCCAUCGAGACGGGCUCCAGCAGCUCUACCUUCGCUAAGCGUGAGGGGGAGACUCUGGAGGACAUCACACUGCUGGACGAGAUGUGUCUGGACUGUAGUGACCUGGUGGAGGACAGCUUUCUGUGACAACUGCCCGGCCUGUAGAGCUGGAGCAGCAAAGGAAAAGGGGUACAAGGACACGGGAAACUAGAGAAAGACUUGUAAAUCAACCAAAGACUUAGCCGUCAGCCCUCUAGCCCCGCUCUUCCUCCUCUUUGCCCACCCUUCAGAGGACAGAACAAAACCACUUCACCGUCUGCAUGAGUCUGUGGUGACGUACGGUACGCCCAUCACUUCUCCCUGGACAAUGCCCCCUGUUGGGUUUGAGGAGUGGGUGAGCAUUGAUGGAAAGGUGACUCAAAGGAAGGACUCAAUGGACCACCGAGCCUGUAGAUAGAACAGAUUCUUUUGCAGGGCUUUAUUCUGUCGGGCAUUCUUUAACAGCAAUAUAAGCAAGAAGGGAUGAAGUAAACAUGUUGGUCAGCAACUCUAAAUGAACACCACAGGAUGUAUUUCGUAUGAUAUGUAUUUAACCACUACAGAUGCACUAUUUAAACGAGAUUAUUCCAAUACUAGCAACAGCAUUGGCGGGUAAACUCACUCUAAACUCACCUGCCGCAAGAGAAGCACCUGAUGCCGGCACAAUCAGUAGCAAUACUUGGAUUAAAAAGCACAAGAUUUGGACUAUGUGCAUUUUUUGUAUAUGACCAUAUAAUGUCUUCAACGGUUACGUACAUGCAGUAAUUCAAAUUUAUUUUUUUACUUCAUCGUUAUGUAAACAUGUAUUAUUUGUGAAUACCGAGUAGAUGUCGACCAUAGCUGUUUGAAUGGUUAGAAAAAAAAGCUUCUGAGUUGCAUGCAUCUUUGCAUUGUCUCACCUUUUUGCUCAAAUACAAAAGCAUUCAUUUUGUCCCCGACAAAGACUUCAGCCAUAUUUGUCAUAUGGGCUUUAUCAAGCAAAGUGUGAUUGUAAUGUAAAUAGCUCCAGAGUUGUUUUAUAAGAGAGAAUUAUUGGGAUAACAAUCAAGUAUUUUAUAGAAGCACACUGGUGAAGCCAAUGCUUUUGACAAAUCCAUCACAAGAAAGGAAAUAUUUCUUAUUUCCAACAAGAAAAUAACAGUCGACAACAUUGUCAUUGACAGAUAAAACACUGAUUGAGAAAUAUUCAUGUUUCCACACAUUUGUUGCGAGAAGUAGAAUAGCAUAGUAGAAGAAUAGAGAGGCAUGGGGAUAUAAGCGAUGAAAGAGAGAUAAUCAUGUCAGUAAACAUGCCAGUAUGGCCAAAAAAUCAGAGUUUAUUAUAUCAGUGCUUUACCAGAAGUUUGUGUCCUCUCGUCUCAUAUUUUAUCUCUUGUCCUGAAGUCUAUUAGCAGGUUCUAGUUAUACUGAGACACUAGAUGAACUAGAGAUUCAUGUCGUUCUGAUGUCAUACAUCAAUUAUCUGUAGACUGUUUCUACCCUCCGUAUCUUCCAACUGCUGUGCCACUGCCUUUGCCUCUUCCCGGUGACUGUGAUAUUAACUGCAAUCAGUUGUUGCACUUUCCUUUUUCUUCCAUUAUGUUUUGGAUGUUGCUGACAAAUUAGCCAGGCUGAGCAAACAGAGGGAAAAAAAAACAAAACAAAAAACAAGUCUUGCUUUGGCCUUGGAUGUUUAUAGCAGCGUGGAUGUGAAUGUUUGUGCUGCGGAUGAGUGACGUGUUGUUGACGGUACCCUAUCUGUAAUAAUAGGUAAUCACACCCAGUACGAUGAUUUAGUACCAUGUUUCAUUAUUUUACAUCAUGUACAUUCAGAUGAUUUAUAUUUCAAUAAAUGCUUUAUAAUGUAAAAAAAAA